AGCCACCCUGUUUGAGAAAGCAGCUGGCCGAUUGUAUCACAUGCCUCUGAGCAGUUAGAGAGGCGCACAGAAGAAGGUGCAGUGAGGAAGUGCAAUGUCACAUGCGACCUCACAGGAAGCUGGCCAGAAGAUAACUGAGGACUACAGCGCUCAGCCGUUUUUUCUCAGCGGAUUGAAGCGACGCAGAGUUAUCUCCAAGACUGUUGAAAAUUUAACUGCCCAAGAUGCCUGUUCCUCCCCCACCAGCACCCCCACCGCCACCAACAUUUGCUCUGGCCAAUACCGAGAAACCUACCUUGAAUAAGACACAGCAGGCUGGGAGAAAUGCCCUUCUCUCUGACAUCACUAAAGGGAAGAAACUCAAGAAGACAGUCACCAAUGACAGAAGUGCACCAAUAUUGGACAAACCAAAAGGAGCCGGCGCCAGUGGUGGUGGUGGCAGCUAUGGCGGAGGCAGUGGAGGUGGCGGUGGAGGAGGAGGAGGCGGUGGCGGCGGAAAUUUUGGAGGGGGUGGACCCCCCGGAUUGGGAGGACUGUUCCAGGCUGGAAUGCCAAAGCUGAGGUCCACAGCCAACAGGGAUAAUGAUUCUGGGGGAAGCCGACCACCGAUUUUGCCACCAGGAGGAAAAGCAACUUCUGCCAAGCCCUUUUCGCCCCCAAGUGGCCCCCCGGCGCGGUUCCCUGUACCCUCACCAGGUCACAGGAGUGGUCCCCCAGAGCCGCCCAGGAACCGAAUGCCUCCCCCGAGGCCUGAUGUGGGCUCAAAACCCGAUAACCUUCCCCCUCCAGUACCAAAUACACCAAGACCUGUUCAGUCGAAUCUUCACAACCGGGGAUCCCCAACAGGGCCGGGAGCCCCCAGACCCCCGUUUCCCGGAAACCGAGGUGCUGCUUUUGGAGCCAGCUCUGUGCGCCAGAAUCCCUCGAGCUCCUCCUCUCCGUUCUCCAGGCCUCCUUUGCCCCCGACUCCAAGCCGAGCCUUGGAUGACAAGCCCCCUCCACCACCUCCUCCCGUGGGCAACAGGCCCCCCAUCCACAGAGAAGCCGUUCCACCUCCUCCCUCACAGAACAACAAACCUCCAGUGCCUUCCACCCCACGGCCUGGGACCGGGUCACAGGCACCACCUCCUCCGCCACCACCCAGCCGGCCCGGCCCUCCUCCCCUGCCUCCUGCUUCCAAUGAUGAGAUCCCGAGGCUGCCACAGCGGAACCUGUCCCUCACAUCCUCAGCACCGCCCUUGCCUUCACCUGGACGCUCUGGGCCUCUCCCUCCCCCACCCAAUGAGAGGCCCCCUCCUCCAGUGAGGGAUCCGCCAGGCAGAUCAGGUCCCCUCCCACCACCUCCUCCAAUAAGCAGAAAUGGAAGCACAGCUCGGGCCCUGCCUGCCACCCCUCAGUUGCCAUCCAGGAGUGGAGUGGACAGUCCCAGAAGCGGGCCUAGGCCUCCUCUUCCUCCUGAUAGGCCUGGUGCUGGGGCACCGCCCCCACCCCCACCAUCGACAUCAGUUCGAAAUGGCUUCCAAGACUCAUCUUGUGAAGAUGAGUGGGAAAGCAGAUUCUACUUCCAUCCGCUUUCUGAUUUGCCACCUCCAGAGCCAUAUGUACCAACAACCAAGACGUAUCCCAGCAAACUGGCCAGAAAUGAAAGCCGGAGUGGAUCCAACCGAAGAGAAAGGGGCGCCCCACCCCUUCCUCCCAUCCCGAGGUGAUCUCUGCCUGCUGGUCUCUACCCAAGCUCCAAAGCUGCUUGUGUUGUUGCUGUUUGAAAACUGCGCACCCCCUCCCUUCCUUUGUCCCUCUCAGAGAUAGUAGGAGGGAAUGACGGAAGCUGAGGUGGGGAUUCGUGCGUUUGGUGGGGGGAGGGGAUCAGAAAUGAUGCACCUAGCUGUUUAUGUUGUAUAUAUUCUUGAGCUAUUGCUUGUGUCAGCUGCAACCUGCCAGGGGUUGGCUGCUGGAAUCGAUAAGCUUUUGUUGCAAAUAGGCAGAGACAAAUUGUAUGCCAGCUUUCAGCCCCACACAGUCAGACAUUCACUGCUUAUUUGCUAUAGGCUAUAGUUGUUAAAUUCCCUGAGAGCUGGUUUUGUCCAUGCCUUUCUCUCUCAUGUGGUCUCAGGUCUAUUUCCAUGAACCACAGAUGGCCCUCCCAAAGCAAGUUGCUGAGUAAGCCUCACGGAAAUAAAGCCCUGUGGUUGCAGGAUAUCCAAUUUUUGGCAGUCUGAGGUAGGCUCCUGGGAAGAGCUGUCCAACAGAAACAUACUGUGAGCCCCAUAACCAAUCUUAAAAUGACCAGCAGCCAUGUUUUGUAAAGGUAAAAAGAAACAAGUGAAACUUAACUCUGCGCAUCCAUAUAGAAAUUAUUAAUGAGAUAUUUACAUUUUUGGUACUAAGUCUUCACACUCCAGUGAUCAUCCUUUACUUAGGACAAACACAUCACUAGGUUUUGGGUAUCCAGUAGCCACACGUGCCUAAGCACCAUACUGUCAGACUGUCUGGAUCUGGAAGAUGGGAGCUAGUACAGAAACCGCUUGUCUAAACAGACAAAUUGAGUUUUAGCAAUUCAAGAGAUGCCCCAAGACAAGGACAGAAUUCAUCAUCAUGUUUGGCAGACAGUGAGAACUUGGAUUUUGGUCCCUUAUUUUGCCUUUUUCCUCAAUAUGUCCAACUAUUUCUUCAGAGUAUCUCUGUCAGAAGUUGACCUAGUACAGUUUACAGUGGCUGGAAUAAAGCAAAGAAACUGAAAGCUGGUGGGCGCUUCCUGGCUCAGAGCCAGCGGCUGUGCACUCACUGGUCAGUAGAUGGGUUGCCUUGAA
Messenger RNA from Cricetulus griseus (Chinese hamster), 2810 nucleotides. Lineage: Eukaryota; Metazoa; Chordata; Mammalia; Rodentia; Cricetidae. The record is from RefSeq and is a predicted model, not a curated record.